Molecule: messenger RNA, 591 nt
Organism: Paramormyrops kingsleyae
Lineage: Eukaryota; Metazoa; Chordata; Actinopteri; Osteoglossiformes; Mormyridae
Gene: cryba2b
Product: crystallin, beta A2b
Biological process (GO): visual perception; lens development in camera-type eye
Molecular function (GO): structural constituent of eye lens
Source: RefSeq, a predicted model, not a curated record
AUGCGGCUGAAGUGCACGGAGCAGGGGGGGCCGUUUAGAAUCACGGUCUGGGAGGAGGAGAACUUCCAGGGCAAACGCUGCGAGUUCAUGCAGGAGUGCAGGAACAUCUUGGAGAGGGGCUUCCGCAAGAUCCGCUCUAUCAAAGUGGAGAAUGGGGCAUUUGUAGGGUUUGAGCACCCUGAGCUCCAGGGCCAGCAGUUCAUCCUGGAGAAAGGGGACUACCCUCACUGGGAAGCAUGGAGUGGAAACAUUGGCUACAGAACGGAACACCUGCUCUCUUUUAGACCAAUCAGAUGUGCUAACCACAGUGACAGCAAGGUGACCCUCCAUGAGUGCAAAGAUCUCCAGGGACACAAAUUUGAGGUCUGUGAUGACUACCCCUCACUGCAAGCCAUGGGCUGGUGUAGCAAGGAGGUACCCUCCAUCAAAGUCAAUUCUGGAGCCUGGGUGGCUUACCAGUAUCCUGGUUACCGUGGAUACCAGUACAUCCUUGAGAGGGACCGGCGUGAAGGAGAAUACAGAAACUUCAAUGAAUACGGCACCCAGUCACACACACAUCAGAUCCAGUCCAUUCGCAGGAUCCAGCAUUAA